AUGUUUCGCUCUGCCGUCGCAAAGUCUGUCCUUCGCGCGUCUGCGCGCCCCUCUACCUCUGCAGCUGCAGCUGUAAGCAGAGUAGCUGCCCGCCCUGCGCUCGCCCGUGGAUACCACGAAAAAGUCAUCUCACACUAUGAGAAGCCACGAAACGUUGGCUCAUUACCCAAGGCUGACAAGGACGUUGGAACCGGUCUUGUCGGUGCACCUGCAUGCGGAGACGUUAUGAAGCUCCAAAUCCGCGUCAACGAGGACGGCAUCAUCUCCGAUGUCAAGUUUAAAACCUUCGGCUGUGGCAGCGCCAUCGCAUCCUCAUCAUACAUGACCGAGCGCGUCAAGGGCCUCUCCCUCGAGGAGGCCGGCAAAAUCAAGAACACAGAGAUCGCAAAAGAGCUCGCGCUCCCACCAGUCAAGCUCCAUUGUUCAAUGUUGGCCGAAGACGCAAUCCGCGCCGCUAUCAGGGAUUACCACUCCAAGCGGUCAAAGAUGUCGGACCCGAAGAAAGCAGCGGGCUUCAUCGAUGUCUCACAGAGCGUCGUCACCGGCGAUACCGUCGCCACCGCCCACCCAGGGCAGGCCUAA
Molecule: messenger RNA, 582 nt
Organism: Stereum hirsutum FP-91666 SS1
Lineage: Eukaryota; Fungi; Basidiomycota; Agaricomycetes; Russulales; Stereaceae
Product: FeS cluster assembly scaffold IscU
Exons: 4
Coding region: 1-582 (193 amino acids)
Biological process (GO): iron-sulfur cluster assembly; intracellular iron ion homeostasis
Cellular component (GO): mitochondrial matrix; cytoplasm
Molecular function (GO): 2 iron, 2 sulfur cluster binding; ferrous iron binding
Source: RefSeq, a predicted model, not a curated record